This is a messenger RNA of Penicillium olsonii, 3747 nucleotides long. The record is from the annotation of a GenBank genome assembly. Lineage: Eukaryota; Fungi; Ascomycota; Eurotiomycetes; Eurotiales; Aspergillaceae.
AUGGACGCCUACCCCGAGGACUACGUCGACCACAACCUGCCUCUAGUCCUACUCUCUGGAUUAGAGGCAGAUGAUACCGCCGCAGUCCCCCCAAGCUACCCUCUAUUAGCAGAAAGAGGAACUCAUAUCUUCUCCGACUUCCCCCCUUUAAGUGGAGGGGUUGCGGCAGAGCUUCGGAGCUUGUUCCUCCAAGAAGAUGGCACUCACAUGCCAUGGAAGUCUAGAAUCAACGUGAGCGGAAACACCGCAACCGCAAAUAUCAGUUAUCGGAUCAAAAGCACGGGCCGGUCAUGCCGACUCCCACCUCGAAAAGCGGACCCCCCAAUACCAUCCCCCCCAGCUAGUCCAGGCGACCAGGACAAGGGAGCCUCCGAGUCGACCACACAUUAUGUUCUACACUCCCCAAUAUCUCCAUUGACCCCGGGUUCCCCGACCUUCCCUGAUGGGUUGCUCACCCCUCUGUGGGCCACCAAGCACCAGAGCUUGGUGCCUGCAGCGGUGCUGAAUUUCUUUCCGUUCUCGCUGGACCCGAAUAUGAAUUCCCUACGAGACAAUCAGCUGAAAAUCGAGAUCAACAGCUUGAAAACAGAAUGGCAAUCCUCGGGGUACAAGACGCGAUUUGUGGUGGUUUUGAUCUCCGAAGAUGGAGAAGACGGCGGAUACGAGGGCGAGAUCGACGAUCGCAUUGCAGGAAUCCGACGAGCAACGAACCUCGAACCCAAAUCCAUCUUUGUGAUCCCACCAGACGCGACUUCAUCAGAACUACAGGACUUCGUUAAGUCGCUAUUUUCAUUAUUGCAACCUUCGGUCGUCGAGUACUAUCGGGAUUUGUCCAAACAUGCCAGGCGGAAACGAAACAGAGGAAGCAUUCCCCCACCGACUGCACCGCCGACCACGGGGACCUCUCAGACGUUGUCAUCGCAAGGGUGGAACGUGCGAUAUGAAUUCAAACUCGGCGUCUUCGCCGAGUUCCGCCAAGAGAUGGAUGCAGCAUGCCGGAACUACGAGAGUGCAUACGACACCCUAUUUGGACAUGAGGUGUUCGAGAUUAUUGCUGGGUGGAACCCUCGGUUCAACGAUGCACGUCUUUUGGCCGAUGCCCUCGCCAUACGAAUCAUGCGAUGUCUUCUGUGGGCAGGCCAGACGACUGCCGCAGCGCGGCUCUGGGCGGACCACAGAAUCCGUGUACGGGAUAUUGUGAACCGGCGGGGCAAGGGCAGCAAACACUACGGGUGGGAGGCAUGGGAGGCGAGAUGGUCGAUGGUCAUGGCCCAGCUCAUCCGUCGAGCAGAAAUCCCGUCUAUCUCUGGGGCAGGCUCCAGCGAAGAGACCAGGGAGCUCUACACGCUACCCGAAAAAUCCAUUCCCACCGGGGAGCGUGUCAAGCCUUGGGACCAUCUUCACCACGAGGGAUACUGGCUACAUCGCUCAGCGAAACAUACAAUGAUCCGACGGGCGCUUGCUCUCGAGAUACCUGCCGAGGACCGCAUACCACCCAAGCAAUCACCGGCAUCGCAAAUGGCGAACAAAUCUUAUUUGUACGAUACAUAUCUUGUCCCCGACACUCACGAAGAAGCACCGCAAGAAGGACGAACUGGCUUCGACCAUUCGGCUUUGAUAUUGAGUACCCUGAAAGCUGCUAUUGUGGAGUUCGAGAAACGUCACCAGACACGGAAAGUUGAGAGUCUGAGUCUGGAGGCAGCGGAGGAAUAUAUGCGUGUGGGCGCGUGGCCUGAGGCGCACGCCAUCCUUAAACCUCUUUGGUCAACACUUAGCUGGCGCAGGUCUGGGUGGUGGCACCUUAUGGUCAACUUCGGAUGGGCUCUCAGGGAAUCCUCUCUCCGAACGGAGGAUAGCGAGACAGUUUUGCGUGUGGACUGGGAGCUGCUUAAUAAGUCCUUUAAACCGCGGCCCGGCUGGCACUACGACAUUCACAGGAGUCUCGAGGGGCUGCCUUCUGAAAAGCCCAAACCGUCUCUUAUCCUGCGUGCAGAGGAUGUCUUGACAAGCUUGAACGCAUCCUUGGUAUUUGAGAAAUCUAAUGGUAAUGUUGGUGAGCCGCUACAGGCCCAACUUGCCAUCACUUCUUCUGCCCAUAUGAAUUCGGCCCCAAUUCGCCUCUGUGAGGUCAAGCUAGUGUUUGAAGGAUGUCUACGACCGGUCAAAAUCACAUCUGACCAGAACAAGGACGCCGACAUCGCUACUAGCUGUUGCCUCUCGAAAAUUCCACUCCGUGAACCGAGUAGCCCAGUGGAUGGUACGCUUCAAUCGCCGACUGGUGGGCUUGCCACUCUGGUAGGGGUAGCUGAUCUCACACUGGGGCCCUCUCAGACCAAGGUGUUUGAUCUCACCUGCAUUCCUCGUGAAGCCGGUGAAGCUCGAGUUGCUUCGAUAACAAUGCUGAUCGAGGAAGAACAAUUCGAUCUUGGCUAUGCGAUCACAGAACCAGAACAGCGUGAGUCGUUCUGGUGGCACCAGUCACCGAAGGGCGUGUCUCGCAGAAGGGUUGGGAAAGACCGCGACACUGGCAAGUGCAAGGUCAUGCCAAAGCCACCCAAAAUUCGUCUCACGACACCAAAUUUAAAGGAAACUUACUAUAACAAUGAGCGAGUGACUCUUCAGAUCAGCGUACACAACGAUGAAGACGAAGCCGCUGAAGUAACGACUGAAAUCAGGCUUUUUGGGCCCGAACCCACUGCCCAAAUUCAUUGGCUCAACGACACCGACACUGAACCUCUUGACUCGGGUACUAGCACACCGACCGAGGGACCAUCACAUUUCUUGAAGCAAUCGAUAGGGGCCAUGGAGCGCUCAUCCGCCAAAACCUUGGAAAUUGUUCUUGACAACACCGAGGAAUCGACCGACCUCACCCUUGAAGUCUCCGCAGUAUACCACUUGUUGUCUGAUAUACAGACUCCAAUCAUGAAGAACAUUACCGUGGAAUUGGCUUUCAUCCGGCCUUUUGAAGCAAACUAUGAUUUCCUUCCAGCCAUUCACCCUGAACAGUGGCCUAAUUUCUUCGCUGUGGAUGAUUCCCUGCUUGAUGGAUCUACUCCGGGAGGCUUAUUCCAGAGAUGGUCUCUCAAUUCGAAGGUUGUUUCGUUUGCACUGGAGCCUUUGGCAAUCGAUAAAAUGUCACUAGUCCUCCUUGAAGCCAAUGGAGGUGCUAUUUGCACCGUUGGCCCAGAAGAGCUGGUCAGCCCCGAAACAUCCCUCCUCUCGCCGGAGGAGGUGAGAGAAUCAAACUUCUGCCUCGAUGUUCAAAAAGCAGUGCUUGGAGACCGUCGACCAACAGCACUCAGCUGCGUGUUAGAAAUCAACUGGCAUCGCAAAUCCGAGUCCAACGAGAACACCACAACCUCAGUUCUCGACAUUCCGCGCUUUGUUGUACCUAUGGGCGAACCUCGCGUUCUUGCUUCGGCUACUGCAUCUGAAACUAUGGCUGGACUUGUUCAUAUGGAAUACGUGAUAGAGAACUCAUCCACCCACUUCCUCACAUUCAACUUGCUCAUGGAAGCGAGUGAACAAUUUGCGUUCAGUGGCCCCAAGACUACAGCGGUGCAAGUCAUGCCGCUGAGCCGGCGCACCGUGCAGUAUAAUCUAUUUGCUGCAAAGCGCGGCUUGUGGAUUCAGCCCCAGCUGGUGGUUAUCGAUACCUACUUCAACAAGAAUCUGCGCGUUCUUCCAACGGGCGAUGUUCGGUCUGACAAGAAGGGGGUCUUGGUCUGGGUUGAUGCGGAAGAUUGA